AUGACUGCUCGAGUCGCACCUGGCUCCUCAUCCUACACUGAGCCACCUACCAUCAUCUCCCCAACUGCCGACCACGAUGUUCGAGGCCGUAAGAGAGAACGAAGCAUGACCCGACGAGGCAGCGUUCGCUCAUUCCGAGCUGCACCAGCAGACGAGUCUAGCAACCUCCGAGGCCGUUCCCGCCGUCGUGCCGCUUCUCCAGCUCUAAGCUACACAUCUCGACCUUCCUCGCCUAGAAGGGUACCUUCUCCCACCCGACGUCGUCUGCUUCAUGCUCGCCUUCGAAGAGAGCACUGCCCUUCCCGAGUUUCAUCCCCCAUUGAACAGCAGCUCCAGCAGCAUCUACCUGCUCGUCGAAGGCAGCGAACUCGGAGCCAGAGCCGGGGCCCUCGGUUGGAGAUGGAGCUUGGAUCUCAACAGCUCACCGAUGGUCUGUCCGGGUUGCGGAACGAGGUCCGAGCCUCGUCGUCUGACACCGCCGACGAAGUAAAGUCGGACGCUUAA
This is a messenger RNA of Fusarium coffeatum, 504 nucleotides long. RefSeq lists its product as uncharacterized. The record is from RefSeq and is a predicted model, not a curated record. NCBI's taxonomy places the organism in Eukaryota, Fungi, Ascomycota, Sordariomycetes, Hypocreales, Nectriaceae. The coding region runs from base 1 to 504 and encodes 167 amino acids. The transcript has a single exon.